AUGCGUCGAACACACACCGUCCUCCACCAAGCUCUCCGCGCAGCCAGUAGGAACACCGCCGAUAGCUUCGAACACCAUACGACAUCUGCGAAAUUUCUUGCGGCAUCUCAGUCAAUAUCUUCCAUACCAGAACUACAUGGUCUCCCCGAGGUUGUAGUAGCCGGACGGGCUAACGCGGGCAAGUCAACGCUGCUAAAUGCGGUUAUUGGUCGCACGACAACGCCACUGAUGCAUUCAAGUAAAAAAGCCGGUAGAACGCGUGCAUUGAACUUCUUCUCUAUCGGCCCGUCAGCCCAUGGUCGACUAGUACUCGUUGAUGCCCCCGGCUAUGGGCGCGUGAGCAAACAGGAGUGGGGACAACUAUUCGAACAUUAUCUCGAGUAUCGAACACAACUGCGUCGAGUGUACGUGCUGAUCAAUACGCCGCACGGCAUUGGCAAGAGCGACGCGCUCUUCCUGGAGAUGCUUGACGCCCUCACGCAGACGGGCUCUCUUCCGUGGACAUAUCAGGCCAUAUUCACUCAAAUUGACCGUUUGACACCCGCCCAGAUUGGGGAGACAGCCAAAUUGAAGGAGGAGUUACAUAGACUCGCGCCGACAUGCCUCCCGCCUCUCUUCACUGCAUCAAUGAAGCCCAGGUUGGGCAUCGAGACCGUUAGAUCCUCAAUACUGGAAGCUUGCGGGCUGACAACCCUGGACUAG
This is a messenger RNA of Peniophora sp. CBMAI 1063, 702 nucleotides long. Lineage: Eukaryota; Fungi; Basidiomycota; Agaricomycetes; Russulales; Peniophoraceae. The record is from the annotation of a GenBank genome assembly.